Dermacentor silvarum is the source of this 2140-nucleotide messenger RNA. Its product is annotated as high-affinity choline transporter 1. Gene Ontology annotation, cellular component: plasma membrane. Lineage: Eukaryota; Metazoa; Arthropoda; Arachnida; Ixodida; Ixodidae. The transcript is spliced from 9 exons. Gene Ontology annotation, molecular function: choline:sodium symporter activity. Bases 23 to 2140 code for a protein of 705 amino acids. The record is from RefSeq and is a predicted model, not a curated record. Gene Ontology annotation, biological process: acetylcholine biosynthetic process; choline transport; transmembrane transport.
GGGCGUGUGGUACGGCCGCAAGAUGAGCUCGGACAGCAGUGUGCAGGCAUCGCGUAUCAGCAUCGAGAAUCACCACAAGCAUGAUGCAGCACACUUCCUCAUGAAGCUGUUCAUAGCCAACCGCAACCUGCCGCUCUGGAUGGGCGUCGGCUCCAUGACCGCGACCUGGGUGGGCGGCGGUUACCUGAACGGCACAGCGGAGGCUGUCUACAGGAGCGGAAUCCUUCACUGCCACGCCCCUUUGGGCUACGCAACCAGCCUGGUUUUAGGCGGCACUUUCUUCUCGAGCAAGAUGCGUGCGACCAAGCCGCUGACGAUGCUGGACCCGUUCCAGCACCGCUAUGGCCGAUGGAUGGCGCUGCUGCUCUGCUUCCCAGCCGUUGUCGGCGAAGUCUUCUGGACUGCCGCCGUUUUGGCAGCACUCGGUGACACCGCCGGCGCUAUCAUUCAGGUGGACGUACGCUUCUCCAUCAUUGCCUCCGCGCUCGUGGUGUUCUUCUACACGUCGCUGGGCGGCGUCUACGUAGUCACACACACCGACGUGCUCCAGCUUGCCAGCACGACCGUCUGCCUGUGGAUUUGCGUGCCUUACUGCCUGCGCAACCACGCCGUCGGCUUGAUCGGGCCUCCGCACAACGACUGGCUCGGCACCAUCCCGUCUCGCCAAAUGAGCCAGCUUUUCGACGCCUUCCUGAUGACCGCGCUCGGAGGUAUCCCGUGGCAGGUGUACUUCCAGCGCGUGCUAAGCUGCGAGAGCGACUUCGACGCCCGGAUGCUCUCGUACUUGGCCGCCGUGGGAUGCAUCGCACUGGCCAUUCCGCCCGCCGUCAUCGGCGCAGUGGCAAAGAGCACGAACUUUACGGCGGCCGGCUACCCGGGUCCGCACAUUCUACUCGACAAGGACAUCGUCAGGGUACUUCCGUGCUCCAUCCGAUAUCUCACUUCCGGUUCGGUGUCCAUCAUGGGCUUGAUCGGCAUCGCGGCGGCGAUAAUGUCGUCGGCGGACUCUUCCAUGCUCAGUGCCUCCUCCAUGGUCACCAAGAACAUCUACAAGUCUUUGCUUCGGCCCAUGGCUUCCGACGUCGAGGUGUCCAUGGUCUUGCGAAUCAUGGUGUUCGCCAUCGGGUCUUGGGCCACCUACUUGGCGCUCUCCGUGGAUUCCGUGUUCCAGCUGUGGUUGUUCUGCUCGGACAUCGUCUACGUGCUGUUGUUUCCGCAGCUGAUCUGCGUCCUCUAUUUCCAGAACAGCAACACAUACGGCUCCUUGUUGGCUUUUUCCGUCGGCGUCGUCUUCCGCUGGCUGUGCGGCGAGCCGUCGAUGAACGUGCCGGUGACCAUCAGGCUGCCGCUGUACGACGAGGAGCUGGGCCAGCAGUUUCCGUUCCGGCUCACCUGCAUGCUCCUCGUCCUGCUCACGCAGCUGCUGGGCUCCUACUGCGCCUCUCUGGCCUUCCAGGGAGGCUGGCUGCCGCAGUGCUUCGACGUCUUCAACUGCUUUUCCUCCGUGCAGCACGCCGAGCACAAGCACGCGGCCAAGCUGAGCGAAUCGAGCACCACCAAGGCUUCGGAUGUUGUGGCUCCGACGCUCAACAAGGACGAUGACGCUCGCAGACUCGGGAGACCCGGCGGCGUAGACGCUUCUAAGAGCCGGAGUGCCGCCGACGCUUCGUCCAAGGUCAAGAGAACCAGCUCUAUCGACGUUUCUUUGAGGGCCAGGAGAUCUUCUUCGAGACUCAGCAGGAAAGCCAGCGCCGCGUCCGAGAGAACCGCCGCGUCGACGAACCCCGCGACCAAGCCUGACGGCGGCGUCGCGCAUCGCGGCUCCGAUGCGAAGACGCAGCCGAGAAAGGACAGCGUCAAGUUCAUGACCAUGUCGGACAUUUGGGCCGACUCCAAGACGGCGGAGAGCAAGCGGGAGGGCAAUAAAGCGAGCGAGUCGUCCAAGACGCCCUCCAAAAAACUUCGCCGUUCCAGUAGCCGAAGCAACAUCAAGGUGAAGUCGGAGGAGGGCGCCGUGUCCAAGAGCGACGGCCGGCCUCCCGAAGAAGGGGAAGCGCGACGUUCACAAGCACCGCAGCCCGGACCAACAAUUCUUGCUGCGGGGCGUCUCUUCGAUUUUUUCUUUGUUUACGUGUCUUAG